This is a messenger RNA of Haliotis rubra (blacklip abalone), 543 nucleotides long. RefSeq names its product putative nuclease HARBI1. Bases 1 to 543 code for a protein of 180 amino acids. The transcript has a single exon. The record is from RefSeq and is a predicted model, not a curated record. NCBI's taxonomy places the organism in Eukaryota, Metazoa, Mollusca, Gastropoda, Lepetellida, Haliotidae.
AUGGCGUCGUACGUGGCUGCCGAAGAAGUCUCAGAAAAGAUGAAACGCAUUUUUAGAGAUAGAACAUCACAAUUGGAGUUAUUGACGGAAGGUGAACUCAUUUCAAGGUAUAGGUUGCCUCGGCAUGCCAUAUUCUCACUUUUGGAGAAAGUUCGGCCACACAUCGAACAUGGAACCAAGCGUUCACAUGCCAUUUCCCCUGAAACUCAGUUGCUGGUUACACUUCGUUACCUGAGUAAAGACGGUUUUUUAAUGGAAAUAGGUGAUCUACAUGGCGUUCACGAGUCCUCUGUGUCUCGCUCCGUCCAUCGGACAAUCCGUGCCAUAAACAACGUUCUGGACAUCAAGUUCAAUCCUGACGCAAAUAAAGUUAGAAUGCAAGACUUCUACAAAAUAGCUGAAUUCCCCUGUGUUAUUGGGGCAAUUGAUGGUACACUUAUUCCCAUUAAACGACCACCUGCAGACGAAGAAGUGGCCUACGUUUGUCGGAAAGGCUUCCACGCCAUAAAUGUUCAAGCCGUAUGUGACGCCAACUUGAGGUAA